AUGUCGCUGUCGUACUUGAUUCUGUUCGUGCUCGUCCUGCUUCUCCUGCGAGUACUACGGAUUGGAAGAAGACCCAAGGGAUAUCCCCCUGGACCACCCACGAUACCUUUACUUGGGAACUAUCAUCUGUUUCCGCAUAAAGAUGUCCAUCUCCAAUUCCAGGAAUGGGCGAAGCAAUACGGACCCAUUUACAGCGUCAUGCUGGGAACAAAAACGUUGGUGGUGCUUUCCAGUGCAAAUGCUGUCAAAGAUCUCCUCGACAAGAAGAGUGGCAUCUACUCCGACAGGCAAGAGAUGUACGUCGGCCAGACGCUAUGUAGUGGAGAUCUGAGAAUGUUGAUGAUGGGCUACACUCCAACAUGGCGAUAUGAUGGUCGUCUGGCAUCGCGGAGUAAGCCACUGAUCAUUGCCCUCACGCAGCAACGCCGCAUGGUCCACUCGCUCUUGAACAUCAACUCUGCAAAGUCCUACGUGCCCUACCAAAUGCUCGAGAACAAGCAAAUGCUCCAUGAGAUGCUCAUACAACCACACCUCUUCCUCGAGAAUAUUCGCCGGUACUCCAAUGCGCUCACCACGACCAUGGUCUUCGGCUGGCGGAGCCCGGAGUAUGAAGACCAGCACCUCAAGCAACUUUUCGAAGGCUUCAACGAGAUGGCUACGAUCAGUCAGACGGGCGCGGCGACAUUAAUCGACUUGUUCCCCGUGUUGCGCAAUUUGCCUGAUUUCCUUCUCCCAGCGAAAAAGACAGCCAAAGACCUUCACAAGCGCGAGAAGGACCUGUACAUGACUCACUGGCUGAACGCCAAGCGUGCGUAUGCCGAGGGCAUGAUCAAGCCAUGCUUUUGCGUCGGUAUGGCGGAAGCCCAGAAGGUCGAUGGGUUUAGUGAUGAUCAGGCAGCUUACAUAUCCGGUACACUCCUCGAGGCCGGCUCGGACACCACAUCCAGCACGCUGUACGGCUUCAUCCAAGCGAUGCUGCUCUUCCCCGAUGUCCAACACAAAGCCCAGUCCGAAAUCGACCGAGUCUGCCCCGACCGUCUACCCACCAUGGACGACGAGCCUCAUUUGCAAUACAUCCGCGGCUGCGUCAAGGAAUCCCUGCGCUGGAUGCCGACGACGAUCCUCGGCGCCGUGCCGCACGCCGUGUCCCAGGACGAUUGGUACAUGGGCUAUCUUAUCCCCAAGGGCGCCGCGGUGAUGAACAACGUAUACACACUCAACAUGGACCCCGAGCGAUACCCAAACCCAAGACAGUUCAAUCCGGACCGGUACAAGGACGACUUCAAAUCUGUGGCGGACUCCGCCAGUGAUCCGGAUGGUACGAAACGCGAUCAGUUCACGUUUGGGGCCGGGCGGCGGAUUUGUCCCGGCAUGCAUGUAGCGGAGCGUAGUUUAUUCCUAGGUAUCUCGAGGAUGUUGGCCGCGUUUGAUUUCCAGCCCGAGCUUGAUGAGAAGGGGAGGCCGAUACUCCCGGAUCCGGACAAGUUGACGCAAGGUUUUGUCUGUAUGCCACAGCGGUUCACGGCAAGAAUCACGCCGAGGAGCAAGGAAAAGGCGGAGAUGGUGGAGAGGGAGUGGAAUGAGGCGGAGAAGGCGCACCUACAUCCGGUCACGAAGCAGUGGGUCGAUGAUCCCAUCGGUGCACUACCGAGCAGGAAGACCUGA
Molecule: messenger RNA, 1665 nt
Organism: Exophiala xenobiotica
Lineage: Eukaryota; Fungi; Ascomycota; Eurotiomycetes; Chaetothyriales; Herpotrichiellaceae
Exons: 5
Coding region: 1-1665 (554 amino acids)
Molecular function (GO): heme binding; monooxygenase activity; oxidoreductase activity, acting on paired donors, with incorporation or reduction of molecular oxygen
Source: RefSeq, a predicted model, not a curated record